Molecule: messenger RNA, 1115 nt
Organism: Temnothorax curvispinosus
Lineage: Eukaryota; Metazoa; Arthropoda; Insecta; Hymenoptera; Formicidae
Product: putative RNA polymerase II subunit B1 CTD phosphatase RPAP2 homolog
Exons: 3
Coding region: 452-970 (172 amino acids)
Cellular component (GO): cytoplasm; nucleus
Molecular function (GO): RNA polymerase II CTD heptapeptide repeat phosphatase activity; RNA polymerase core enzyme binding
Source: RefSeq, a predicted model, not a curated record
AAAAGAAGAGUGUAGAAAUACAUUAAAUUCUUAAAUUUGAAAUUUGGUAGAUCUGUUAGCUAUUAAAUGAUAUUAAAACUACCGAACAAAUUAAAAACACUUAACAAUUUAAAAACGGACAAUAUAAUGAGAAACGUUAAAAAUAAAAAUGAAGAAAAUUACUAAACAAAGUUUCAAGACUUCGGAGUUUCGACAAUGGUUUCGAUUUGGACGAAAAAAAAGUCUCGGAUUAAAAUUCGUGCAAUUGUUUAAAAUACAUCAGCGUUGGCCGCCACGUUCGAGCUAACGCACGCGCGGAAGCGAAACGGACAUUAACCUCCGCUGAUCCCAGCUGAUCGCGACGACGCGCGUGAAGGCCGAAAAACUAUUUUGUAAUGUUUUAAAGCGCUUUUAACUGAAAAUUUUGUCACGUAUUACCGUCCUCGCGUUCAUCCCACGGACGAAUAAUACUAUGACGAUGUCAGCUACAAGGAGACAAAUGUCUGAGAAACAGAGGCUGAAGAAGAUGAGCAAGGCGCAGCUGCAGCUGGCCGUGAUAAAAAAGCAGCAGUGCGACGCGAAAGCUCUCGCGAUAGUUGUGCAGCUUCUGGAACCGCACGUGGAUCCCGACUGGUUCCUUCCGAAUCUGGGACUCAUAAGCAAGAGCCACAUGGAAGACGUGAUAGAGGAGAGAGCGAUAGUAAAGCUGUGCAGUUACGUUCUCUGUUCGAACCAACUGACUGUCGUUAUCCGACAGAAGUAUCACAUAUCGACGCGUAAUAAUAAAGUGUACGACGUCAGCAAACGGAAGAACUUUUGCAGCUCGUUGUGCUACAGGGCGGCCAAUUAUCUUCUGGAGCAGAUGCUUGAGAGUCCACUGUGGAUGAGAGAUAAAGAGGAUAUACCGGUCUUUCAGAUUCUGCCUCUGAGUUCUAAAUCUACACAGUGCAGGGACGAGAUCGACGUUGCUGCUAAAGAGAUUUUUUUAUAGCUACUUUUUAGCAAUAAAAGUUAUAUACAUAAAAAAUGUGAUUACAAAGUGGUUAUAAAAUUGUGCAAGACAUUUAAAUAAUCUAGACAGAAUAUACAAUAAUUAAUUAUAUUUUCAAACAAUAUUUUACGUGAAGUUAAAUAUA